Molecule: messenger RNA, 3004 nt
Organism: Durio zibethinus
Lineage: Eukaryota; Viridiplantae; Streptophyta; Magnoliopsida; Malvales; Malvaceae
Product: hyperosmolality-gated Ca2+ permeable channel 2.1-like
Cellular component (GO): plasma membrane
Molecular function (GO): calcium-activated cation channel activity
Source: RefSeq, a predicted model, not a curated record
GUCCUUAAUUUUUUUUUCUGGAAAUUGGUCGAUUUUUUUCCUUUUUAGUGAUUUGCUUUUGUUUAUAUUUGAAGUUAAAGCAAAAGCGUGGCAUUUGGCGUACAAGUAAUAAACAGGCUCAAAAUUUUCCAGUGUUUGGCUUCCUACUUCUUUAAGCGAAUCGUUUUGCUUCAGAAUCUCUCUGCGUUUGAGAACAUUUUCGAAGUUCUUAUGCUUUUUUUUUGGCUCUGAUAUCUGCACAGCACUUGGUUCUGUGUCAAAUUGAGCCAAACUUCUGUCUGUGUUAUCGUUGUUGUCAAAAGCAUUCCUCUGUUUUGAGCAAAUUGAAAGUAAUAUUGGUGUCCUUCCUUGGCUAAGUGCUUGAGUAAUUAAAUUUCUAAAGCUUGAAAAAAGGAUAUAGGGGAUUAGAAUGGACAUUGCUGGUCUUUUAACUUCUGCCGGAAUCAAUAUAGCUAUUUGUGUUGUGCUACUGUCAUUGUAUUCCAUACUGCGAAAACAACCAAGCAAUGCAAGUGUAUAUUUCACGAGGAAGCUUGUUCCAGAGCCAGUAAAGUGGAGUGAUCCUUUCUGCCUUGAAAGAUUUGUACCUUCUGCAAGCUGGAUCAUGAGGGCCUGGCAAGCCACUGAUGAAGAAAUAUUGGCUGCCGGUGGUGUGGAUGCUGUAGUUUUCAUGAGAAUAGUUGUUUUCAGUAUUCGGGUAUUCAUCAUUGCUGCUAUGAUUUGCAUUCUUCUCGUGCUUCCAGUAAAUUAUUAUGGACAAGACAUGCAGCACAAGCAAAUCCAUGCAGAAUCACUGGAAGUAUUUACCAUUGGAAAUGUAAAAGAAGGUUCAAAAUGGUUUUGGACCCAUUGUCUUGCAUUAUAUGUCAUAUCCUGCUCAGCUUGUGUUCUACUUUACUUUGAGUAUGAAAGUAUCACCAAAAUGAGGUUGGCACAUAUUACUGGAUCUCCUCCUAGUCCAAGUCAUUUCACAGUUCUAGUCCGUGGCAUCCCAUGGUCUCAGGAUCAUUCAUACAGUGAGUCGGUAGAGAAGUUCUUUUCAACUUAUUAUCCAGCAAGCUAUGUGUCCCACCAGAUGGUAUAUCGGGCUGGUACAGUUGAUAAAUUAAUGAAGGAUGCAGAGAAGAUGUACAGAGUGCUAAAAACUGUUGAGCCACAGUGUAGAGAGAUUUCUAUGCCAUGUUGUCUUUGUGGAGGAACUACACAUUCCUUUAAGGUGCUUAACAAUGAAGCAGAAAGUGUUAAGAGUAAAAUCAGCGAUGAUGGAUUGCAACCAGCUCAAAGGGAAAAGGAACGCCCAGCUGCUUUUGUUUUCUUCAGGACUCGUUAUGCUGCUGUUGUUGCUGCACAAGUUCUUCAAUCAUCAAAUCCCAUGUUAUGGGUGACACAACUAGCCCCAGAGCCACGUGAUGUUUAUUGGUCAAACCUCUCCAUACCAUACAAACAAAUUUGGCUCCGUAAAAUAGCAACUCUUCUAGGUGCUAUUGUUUUUAUGUUCGUGUUUCUUGUUCCAGUUACAUUUGUGCAAGGCUUGACUCAACUAGACCAGCUAUCACAUACAUUUCCAUUUCUUAAAGGAAUUUUAAGACAGAAGUUCAUGAACCAGCUAGUAACAGGUUACCUACCAAGUGUGAUUCUGAUGUUAUUUUUGUAUGCUGCUCCACCAACCAUGAUGCUGUUUUCCAAAGUGGAGGGAAAUGUUUCACGUAGUGGGAGGAAAAAGAGUGCAUGCAUUAAAGUUUUGUACUUCACAAUCUGGAAUGUUUUCUUUGUUAAUAUUCUUUCUGGAUCCAUAAUCAGGCAAUUGAGUGUUUUCUCAAGUGUUAGAGACAUACCUACACAACUUGCCAAAGCAGUGCCAACCCAGGCUACCUUCUUUACGACUUAUGUUUUAUCGUCAGGCUGGGCAAGCUUGUCCUUUGAAGUAAUACAACUUUUUGCUCUUCUUCGCAAUGUGUUCAGAAAAUUCAUACUAAGAAUCAAGGAAGAGUCAUCUAAUUGUGCUCUAUCCUUCCCUUACCAUACUGAAAUUCCACGACUUCUUCUGUUUGGACUGCUUGGCUUCACUUGUUCUGUCAUGGCACCCCUAAUAUUGCCCUUCUUGUUGGUUUACUUCUUUCUUGCUUUCCUUGUCUAUCGAAACCAGAUUCUCCAUGUAUAUGUAUCAAAAUAUGAAAGUGGGGGACAGUUCUGGCCUAUUGUUCACAACACAACGAUCUUCUCUUUAGUGUUGACGCAGAUUAUUGCCCUUGGGGUCUUUGGUAUAAAACGAUCACCAGUCGCUUCUGGUUUCACCAUUCCCCUAAUAUUUUUCACUCUUCUGUUCAAUGAGUACUGUAGGCAGAGGUUUUCGCCUGUUUUCAAGAGGAGUCCUGCACAGGUUCUUAUAGAGAUGGAUCGACAAGACGAGCAGUGUGGUAGGGUAGAAGAGAUUUAUGAUCAGUUACGUUCAGCAUACUGCCAGUUCCCGUUAAUUGCUCGGGACUUGUCCACUUCUCAGGAUUUGUCCACGGCUGGAAACACCUGGCAGAACAAAGAUCAGGGAAGUUCCCAAGAUCCAGAAUCACUGAAGCCAGGAAAUCAACUAGUUAAACUAAAUGAAUAGUGGGCUGUUCAUUGCACUUCGGAAGGGAAAGGCUUAGUCUGAAGUGAAAUGGUUUAUUCUUCUGUUAUAAUCCUGUGCAAAAAUGCGCCGUCAUUACCAUGAUGGUUGCUGGGACUUAGUGUUCUGUUAAUCUAGAAAACGUUCAUAGAAACAAACAUCCGUAUAGAGGCUCUGUUAAUAGUGGCAAUGGAACAUAAGGCGACAGUUUUUGCUCUACAAGACUACAAAUGAUGAAUUACUUUUCCGUUUUAAUAUUCACACUUGAUGGGGCAAAGAUAAUUAGACAAAAAGCCCUUUGAUAUGUAUACUCAACAUUGUACAGUUUCAUAGGAAAGAGUUCUAUCCUGUUGAUGCGCAUGGUUGAAAUGAGGGCAGAAAACCCACAUUUCUUUGAAUACU